Molecule: messenger RNA, 749 nt
Organism: Aspergillus wentii DTO 134E9
Lineage: Eukaryota; Fungi; Ascomycota; Eurotiomycetes; Eurotiales; Aspergillaceae
Exons: 3
Coding region: 80-607 (175 amino acids)
Source: RefSeq, a predicted model, not a curated record
AUCGCAGUCUCUCUCUCACUUCACUUCUUCUUCUUCUUCUCUCUUCGGUUCAAAACCAGAUCUCAACAACUCCGUCAAAAUGCAGUUCAAGCUCCCCGCCGUUGCCGCCUUCUUCGCUGCCGCCGCCCCUGCCAUGGCUGGCCACUGCGGUGUUGACGUCGUUGUCAAGGCUUUGCAGUCCCUUGAGACCAUCACCAGCAACUCCUACAACCUGGUUCAGGGUCUUGGCCCCCACAACGUCGAGGCUACCUGCGGCACCUUCACCGAGAACACCCACAAGGAGAUCGCCGAGAUCGACGUUGUCCUCCACUGCGACAUUGGCGUUUCCUUCGCUGUUCCUCAGCAGAACCAGAUCUGCGGUCUCUGGCACUCCAUCCUGGGCAACCAGUUCCACGCCCAGAACGAGCUGCACCAGCACGUCCAGGUCAUCAACAACACUCCUUUUGCCUCCAACUUUGUUGAUGUCGAGAACAACUACGCCAACAGCAUUGACCAAUUCACCAACUUCCUGAACCCCUUCAUCCCGGUCUGCGCACCUACUCUGGCCCAGUCCCAGCAGAACAUCGUGCACGUCCUCAACGGCAUCACCGCCACCGUCGUGGUCUAAAUGCAUUAGCGGGACUGUAUAUCUGCGACUUGUUGGAUUGUACAGAAGUCAGCAAGCAUAAUCCCCUGCACAGAUUGCAUAUAGCAUCCAUUCAGCCCUUCUCUUCCCCCUGGCGGAGACGAUUGGUAUAUAUAUUGUUGAG